This is a messenger RNA of Salvelinus sp. IW2-2015, 4380 nucleotides long. RefSeq names its product ubiquitin carboxyl-terminal hydrolase 44. Lineage: Eukaryota; Metazoa; Chordata; Actinopteri; Salmoniformes; Salmonidae. Gene Ontology annotation, molecular function: zinc ion binding; cysteine-type deubiquitinase activity. The record is from RefSeq and is a predicted model, not a curated record. Gene Ontology annotation, biological process: protein deubiquitination. Gene Ontology annotation, cellular component: cytoplasm.
UCACCUCAACGAUAACAUUUAGAGUUGGGUUAGAAUAAUCUGAUCCUAGAUCUGAUGUUAGAGAGCCUCUACCUUGAGCCAUGCAACAACGACACUUGACGCUACCCUACCGCGGACGCGCUCGAGCCAACACCACGCGACAAGAGUAGAUACAAGAUGGCGACCAUUUUAGUAUCAGAGGAAUAAGUGCCGUGAAGGAUAGAAAAAGCCAUGCCGUGGGACCGCCCCGUUUCUGAGCUCGCCAUGGUGAUCUGAAGCCCCAGUGUGGACGUGUCACACCCACACUCACCUACCCACAGACACGCACACGGACUGAGCCACCUAGCAAGUGUGUGCGAUGGACAGGUGUAAGCACGUGGGGAGGCUCAGGCUGGCCCCAGACCACUCCAUCCUCAACCCCCAGAAGUGGCACUGCGUGGACUGCAACACCACAGAGUCAGUGUGGGCCUGCCUGGGCUGCGCCCACGUUGCGUGCGGCCGCUACAUCGAGGAGCACGCCCUGCAGCACUUUCUGCAGCAUCGCCACCCGCUGGCCAUGGAGGUCAACGAGCUCUAUGUCUUCUGCUACCUGUGUGAUGACUAUGUGCUCAACGACAACGCGACGGGAGACCUAAAGCUGCUGCGCUCCACGCUCAGCGCCAUCCAGAGCCAGCGCUACGAGGUCACCACGCGCUCAGGACGCACCUUGAGAUCGGCUAGCGCCCCGCCCGAUGCCCCCCAGCCCUGCGGCUCCAGUGAACUGCAGCUGAGGGAUGAGGAUCGCAUGUUCACGGCGCUCUGGCACCGCCGCCGGGCACUGAUGGGUCGAGUGUUCCACACCUGGUUCAGCAUGACGGAAGGGGGGAAGAGGAGGGAAGAGGAGGAGAGGCAGAGAGAGGAGGAGGAGGAGAGGCGGAAGGAGUUGAGGGAGAGGAGGAAGACGUUGAAGAGGCAGCUACAGGAAGCGUUGGAGAGCGCCCCACCAAGGAAGAGCCACCGCCUGAGGAGAGCCAGUCAGAGAGCUGCUGCCGCCGCCGCUGUCACCCCCCGCCCCACACGAACACGUACCCCCAGCACCACUUACACACCCCAGACUCCCCUCACCCCCCGACCAAGAACCCAGAGCCCCGCCACUCACACCCCCAAGAGAAUGGGCCGCCCCCCUAAAACCCCCGCGCCCAAACCCACUCGCUACUCAACCCCCUCUUCCUCCACCAAAGGCAAACCCAGAGCCUCCUCUGUCCAAGCCCUGACUGCCCCCUCCUCAGCCCCCCGCCGUGCCCCCUCCAAACAGGGCGACUCGCCCCUCAAACGGCGGCCCACUGUCACUCCGGGUGUCACGGGCCUGCGUAACCUAGGCAACACAUGCUACAUGAACUCCAUCCUGCAGGUGCUGAGCCACCUUCACAUCUUCAGGGAGUGUUUCCUCCGGYUGGAGCUGCUGGCCGUCCACGGCCAGCUGUUGGUUCCCAGCCCCGGGGGCCCAGUGUCGUCCUCCCCACUGGCCCAGAGGAGAGGCCCCCAGGUGGGCGUUGGGCUAAGUGGGGGGGCCUCCAGAGCCCGGAGUAUGGAGCUGAUUCAGCCCAAGGAGCCCAGCUCCAAGCACAUCUCCCUGUGCCAUGAGCUGCACACACUCUUCCAGGUGAUGUGGUCGGGCAAGUGGGCGUUGGUGUCGCCCUUCGCAAUGCUGCACUCGGUGUGGCAGCUGAUCCCAGCCUUCCGGGGCUACGCCCAGCAGGAUGCCCAGGAGUUCCUGUGUGAGCUGCUUGACAAGGUGCAGCACGAGCUGGAGAGCACAGGGACUCACACGCCACCCGCUGGUGUGUCAACCGGACAGAGACAUCUCAUCAAGCAGGUGCUCAGCGUAGUCAACACCAUCUUCCAUGGUCAGCUCCUCAGCCAGGUGACGUGUCUUGCAUGUGACCACCGCUCCAACACGGUGGAACCCUUCUGGGACCUAUCGCUGGAGUUCCCUGAGCGUUACCACAGCAACAGCCGGGAGAGCGCAGCGCAGGUCUCGUGCCAGCUGACGGAGAUGCUGGCCAAGUUCACGGAGACCGAAGCCCUGGAGGGAAACAUCUACGCCUGCGACCAGUGCAACAGUAAGCGGCGGAGGUUCUCCUCCAAGCCUGUCAUCCUGACUGAAGCUCAGAAACAGCUGAUGGUUCACAAACUGCCUCAGGUCCUGCGCCUGCACCUCAAACGCUUCAGGUGGUCUGGGAGAAACCACAGGGAGAAGAUUGGGGUCCACGUCAGCUUUGACCAGCUCCUCAACAUGGAGCCAUACUGCUGCAGAGACCCCUCCCCCAAGGGCUCGCCAUGCUCCAGUCCUGCCCCCGCCGGCUCCCCAAGCCCCAAACACUUCCUGUACGAACUGUCCGCUGUGGUGAUGCAUCAUGGGAAGGGCUUCGGCUCUGGCCACUACACUGCCUACUGCUACAACAAAGAAGGAAGGUUCUGGGUCCACUGUAAUGACUCUAAGCUGAACGUGUGUUCUGUGGAGGAGGUGUGUCGCGCCCAGGCCUACAUACUCUUCUACACGCAGCGCUUCACUCAGGACAAAGACAGGCCGCUAUAGGACCAGGACCCACUGAGCCCCGCCCCAAAUCCUCCUCCUUUGUACCUCAGCAGUCCAGUGACAUGUCAUCAUCAGCAUUACCACCACCACCAAAACAUCUCAACCCCUCCUCUCUCACACUCUUUCUUUGUGGGCAUUUUAUCUCCUCUGGGGGGAGGAAUGAUUCAUUGUAUCAUUAUUUUUCUAAGAGAGACAAAGGACACAAACUCCUUUUUUUUGUCUUUGUGAAUUUCUUGUACAGGUUGUUUAUAUGGGUUUUAAAAGAAAAGGAAAUCGUGUUUGAUAGUGUAUAGGUUUAUUUUAUCAAGAGUAUCAGCCAAGUUGUGCGUUGUAUUAUAGACACGCCUUUACAGGAGUAGACAGACUUUGGCCAGGUGUGACUGUGUAAUCUGUAGUUCAGAUUUAUUCAGGUGUCAACCUUUCUGCUCUUCUGUGCUGUUUUUAUUUUUCUUAAAYGAUUUGAAUCAACUAAAAUGUUUCUCACAGCCACUUUAGACAGUUGACUAAGGGAUGUCAAAUUCUCAACUGGAAUGUAGAUAAUGUAGGUAAUUCCCUCCAUAAAUAGUCUUUAGAGUUUAACGCCUUUUUAGUUUUGCCAGAGACGGAAGGGGAAGCGAGACACCUCACUCACUUCCAUUUUCUGGUUCAUAUACAGUCAAUGAACUAAGCAGGCCAGACCCAGCUGCUAAUGCAUUGGUGCCUAUGGGAGAGCCACCACUUAAGUGGACCGGAACAGUGACAUUUAAAAAAAGAAAAGGUAAACAGCCUGAGUGGGACAUCUUCAUUUAUCCACCAUCUUUGGUAUUGCUCUCUAGUAAGUCUGGUCGGUCAGGAAAUUGUUCAUAAUUAACUACUGACCUCACGCCAAAGCACGAGGGAAACGUUUAAAAAUUCUCAGCUUCUCCAAAAACAAUUACAGAACAUUUGCAAGAUAUAUUCUUUGACUGGUUUUGGGAAAUCUAUUUUAUAACCAGUUUCCAAAGGGAUGUUUGUUUUUAGCUGAAUGCUGCCCUCUGUCUUCAGAAUGUAGAUGUCUUUCGUGGUGCUGGUGCUUUUAGGCUUGUUGCCUCCUAACUUUUGGUUGGUAUCCCUACAGUAGAUGCGGCUACCGCAGAAACAAGUGUCAUAGAAAAGUGCCCUUCGUUAUCAGAACAUAUCUAUUUUUGUAGUUCCCUUGCCAGAAGUGUAUUUGGUAUCAGUUCUUUGUAGCAGAGACUGUAAAAUGCAGUCCCACCCAGGCCAGCAUUUAGAAUAUUGAAUGUAUUUUUGUAUACUYGACAUUGAGGAUUUUUCACAAAAGUUGUUUUAAAAAAAAAAACAGGGCCACUGACUGUUAUAGUUUUGUAAUUGAUUCCUUCCCCCUCUAGUUGUUUGGAAUCACGAGCAGGUCUGACCUGUCUCGUGUGUGUGUGUAUACCAGCAUAUGUGUUCACACAAUAUAGUUGGCUCUGUAUAAUGUAAGUAUAAAAUAGCCAGACUAAUGCAAGUAGAUCCUUUGUGUGUUCAAAACUGUAUGCGUGUGAGAAAGAUAUCUCCAUGCUGGUACUAGCUCAACCUAAAUGCUGUUCAUCUCUCUAGAUUCACCUUUUGGGGAGAAUUCAAAGCACAUUUCCACUUCAUCCUUUUUUCUGUCCGAUAUGUUUGUCUGCAUUGUGCUCAUACUGCCUCGGGUGUGUGUACAUUUAUGGAAGUGAUACUAUGCAAAUUCUUACCUCAAUUUUUAGAGAAUUACCUCAAAUGAGAAUAUAUUUCCAUUUUUCUAAGAAAACACGUGUACUUUUUUUUUUUUAAAUCCACACUUAAUUCAGUUAAGGUUCAUACCA